Tilletiaria anomala UBC 951 is the source of this 576-nucleotide messenger RNA. RefSeq lists its product as uncharacterized. NCBI's taxonomy places the organism in Eukaryota, Fungi, Basidiomycota, Exobasidiomycetes, Georgefischeriales, Tilletiariaceae. The record is from RefSeq and is a predicted model, not a curated record. The coding region runs from base 1 to 576 and encodes 191 amino acids. The transcript has a single exon.
AUGCCCGCGACAGCCUCGCCCAGCGAUGCACCCGACUUCAUCGAGCCGCUUUCUUGGGUGAUCCUCAUCGUAUCCAUCAUUCUCAUUUCCAUUGGCAUCCUCUAUGGCCUGAAAAGAUGGGGUGAACCCCCAGACGAUGAUGUUGAAUCAGAUGGGCUAGGCGUCUUCCACACUACCCGGGCAGGCCCACGAGGCUGGUCGGGUAACGAUGCGCAAGGGCUAAGCAGAGCCACAGAGUUACACAGGCUACUCGACGUGCAGGAGGAAGACGAAGAGGACAAUGGAGAGAGUGGGAGCGAGACCACUGCAGUAGAAGGCAAUCUACCUGGUCUACCUUCAGGCGCAGCGCCGUCAGCAGCCGGCAGAUGGAAGCUGCGGAGAGAAGGCUUCAGCACUACCUCGAAAGAAUUCCAGCCGAAAUCUAGCGGCAGAUCUGCGAACAGGCAAUCCCACGGCACACCCUCGGCGGGCACGGGGUGGCCACCACGACAUUCGAGGGGCAUCAGUAUCAGAGAUGCUCUUGGCGGCGAACAACCAGCGUUCAGCCCACCUACCGCAAGUAGCAAGGACGACUGA